Molecule: messenger RNA, 156 nt
Organism: Bipolaris victoriae FI3
Lineage: Eukaryota; Fungi; Ascomycota; Dothideomycetes; Pleosporales; Pleosporaceae
Exons: 1
Source: RefSeq, a predicted model, not a curated record
CAAGCUCCAGGAACGAGACGGUAUCAUCAAUGGCGGGACUUUCUAUACCGGAUUAAUUCUUUGUACUCUUUCGGUAAAAUUUAUUGUUACUUAUUCAAGAGUUAUACAAUAUCUAAUCUUUUGAAGAUCAUGCAGGACCUAUUAUGGACAAACUAA